Molecule: messenger RNA, 603 nt
Organism: Saccharomycopsis crataegensis
Lineage: Eukaryota; Fungi; Ascomycota; Saccharomycetes; Ascoideales; Saccharomycopsidaceae
Exons: 2
Coding region: 1-603 (200 amino acids)
Source: RefSeq, a predicted model, not a curated record
AUGGGCAAAUUAAGUCAGGUAACAUUAAAGUGUAAGAGUUGUUGUUACACUUUGUGGGAGAGUGAAAAUAAAGGCUUGUCACGUGAAUUUUUCUUAAAAUUUGCCCGUACCGGGGCCCCUCCUCAAGACUCAGAUUUUGGAGGUUACAAUAAGAAGCCUGGGAUCGGCACGGCCCUCUACAAAUAUUACGAAGAUCUUGAGGUACUACUGGAAGAAAUACCAUAUGCAUAUUUCUGUGGCUUAAUAGAUAGUUUGGGGAAAUAUUUUGUUAACGAUUUCUCGGCAUCUUCUUUCAUUAAAAGAGAUUAUCCCAAAUACAUGCACAGUAUUUGCAUGAAAAUACUUCAGUAUUGUGCAGGGGCAUCAUGGGCCCCAUCACUCUAUAUAAGUCAGCCUAAAUUAGAUUUUUAUGAACUCGUCCCUGAUAUUCCUAAAAUAGACAUAUCUAGUGAGAAUAUUAUUUUGACAGUGUACGAUCCAGAUGUCAUUCAAGAUUGCACAGAAUCUUAUGGAGCUAGGAAAUAUAGUUUAAAUUUGGAAGAACUGACAUAUUACACCGCCCAAACUUUUGACGAGAAGCUAAGAUACUUUUUGGACACCUAG